Messenger RNA from Lindgomyces ingoldianus, 933 nucleotides. RefSeq lists its product as uncharacterized. The transcript is spliced from 9 exons. NCBI's taxonomy places the organism in Eukaryota, Fungi, Ascomycota, Dothideomycetes, Pleosporales, Lindgomycetaceae. Bases 1 to 933 code for a protein of 310 amino acids. The record is from RefSeq and is a predicted model, not a curated record.
AUGCAACCUAGCUCAGCUGAACUACCAGUAACUGAUCUACCAUUAUGCUACAACCUAAGCGCAAGCAACACCACAUCCACAUUCAUAGCCCGAAACACCAAACCAAGAUCAAAUGCACUACGUCUCCUCAACCCACAGCACCUACCUAUCUACUAUGCCCAUUCCCGUCUCUCCUUCGGUGCUCUCCAAACUUACCUUUUGUUUCGUCUCGAUGCGCAAUCCCGCGCUCCCAGUCAUUGUUACAGCAAACCCUCCCAUCAUCUCAGCUUUCCCUUAGCAAACCAUACUCUGAGGCUGCCUAACAUCGGCGCUAGGAAGACUAAGUGGAUAAGUUUGAUGGCAGGGCGCGGUGCAUGCGGGAGGUGGCAUGUGGGAGCUGAGGAUGAUGUGACUAGGUCAGGGAAGGUAGGAAGUGAAAUAAUAUGGGAAGGUCAGCGAGAAGAAACCUGUAUCAUACAUACCGCCUGUCUAAACGCACCAGAAAUGAAGAGAACAAAAGAUAGAAAUAAUUUCCCAAUCCCAACCUCUCCCCCAAUAACCUCAAAGGCCUUCCUUGUACCCUCACGCUUGAAUGACCUAGUACUAGUCCUCCCCCUGAUCCCGCCACUACCCAACAGGCGCCUCUUCCAAACCAAGAGAUCUCAUGACAUGGCAAUCUGCUACGACAAUUGGCCCACAGCAUUGUUUCACCGUGAUUACCGACCGUCGUACAAACCUCCUCCUGAUCUAGAAAACCUGAAACCCUCCCGUCUAGCACUCUCAACCUUAUCUAGAUCUAGACCUGGGAGGGAAGGGGGAGUCAUGAGAUGUUCGUGUAUUCUUCAUAACCUGUGUCAGUCGACUUGCCCGCAGUUAAUCAUGGGCCCUGUGUUCCUAGUGGAGAGUAAACCCAAGUCCGUCAAUGUCAACAUCACAUCACAAAAUCUUCUAUGA